UCUAAUCCUGUACCCGGAAAAGUAACUCUUUGACGUGUAUGCAUGGUACCGUGUGUUUCCGGUAUAGCGUGUGUUCACAGUUAUCCAGCCUUUUCCUCUUGGGUUUCAAUAGAACAGUCACUUUGGAUUCCCGGCUCCUUACCUGUUUCCCCCUAAACGGCAUAUCUAACUUUGUGGACAUGGCAUCAUCAGUUUCCGCACAGGCGAAUCCUGCUCCGGUUGCGGCGCUCCAGAGAGGAAUAGUCAAGAUGGUCUUGUCAGGAUGUGCAAUAAUCGUGAGGGGCCAGCCACGGGGAGGCCCGCCCCCGGAGCGUCAGAUCAACCUGAGCAACAUCCGUACCGGAGCGCUAGCUCGCCGCGCCCCCCAGAGCCAGCCUGACCAAAAGGACACCCCUGACGAGCCCUAUGCCUUCCAGGCCAGAGAGUUCCUGCGCAAGAUGCUGAUUGGGAAGGAGGUAUGCUUCACAGUGGAGGUCAAGACUGCUCUGGGCAGAGAAUACGGCAUGGUGUACCUGGGCAGAGACACCACUGGUGAGAACAUUGCUGAAUCUCUGGUGAACGAGGGCCUCGCCACCGUCCGCAGGGAAGGAAUCCGGGGCAACAAUCCAGAUCAGGCUAGACUGUGUGACCUGGAGGACCAGGCCAAGGCCUCCAAGAAGGGCAUGUGGACGGAGGGCGGCGGCACCAACACUGUACGAGACCUCAAGUACAUAAUCGAGAACCCCCGCAACUUCGUUGACUCCAUGCACCAGAAACCUGUCAAUGCCGUCAUUGAGCACGUGCGCGACGGUAGUGUGGUCCGUGCCCUGCUCCUGCCCGACUACUACCUGGUCACGGUCAUGCUCUCUGGGGUCAAGUGUCCGACGUUCAAGCGUGAGGCGGACGGCACGGAGUCGCCAGAGCCCUUCGCUGCCGAGGCCAAGUUCUUCACGGAGUCGCGUCUGCUCCAGAGGGACGUGCAGAUCAUCCUGGAGAGCUGCCCCAACCAGGUCAUCCUGGGUACCGUCCUCCACCCGAACGGGAACAUCACAGAGCUGCUGCUGAAGGAAGGGUUCGCCCGCUGUGUGGACUGGUCCAUGGCAGUCUACACCCAGGGGGCAGAGAAACUCCGGGCCGGAGAAAAAUCUGCUAAAGAACGUAAAGUGCGUAUCUGGAAGGACUACGUAGCCCCCACAGCCAACAUGGACCAGAAGGACCGUCAGUUUGUGGCCAAGGUGAUGCAGGUCGUCAAUGCGGACGCCGUCGUGGUCAAGCUUAACUCUGGCGAGUACAAGACCAUCCACUUGUCCAGCAUCCGACCCCCCAGGAUCGAGGGCGAGGAGAAGAAUAAAGACAAAGACAAGCGUUUCCGUCCCAUCUACGACAUCCCCUACAUGUUCGAGGCCCGCGAGUUCAUGAGGAAGAAGAUCAUUGGCAAGAAGGUGAACGUCAUGGUGGACUACAUCAGAGCUGCCACCAGCUCCUCAGAGACCAGCACCAUCCCCGCCUUUGCAGAACGCACCUGUGCCACGGUCACCAUCGGCGGCAUUAACAUAGCCGAGGCGUUGGUCAGUAAAGGUUUUGCCACGGUCAUCCGCUACAGACAGGAUGAUGACCAGCGCUCAUCCCACUAUGACGAGCUACUGGCUGCAGAGGCACGGGCAAUCAAGAACGGGAAAGGGCUGCAUAGCAAGAAGGAGGUCCCCAUCCACAGAGUGGCUGAUAUAUCUGGGGAAACACAGAAGGCCAAGCAGUUCCUGCCUUUCCUCCAGAGAGCGGGCCGCUCAGAGGCAGUGGUAGAAUACGUGUUCAGUGGCUCCCGCCUCAAACUCUACAUGCCCAAAGAGACCUGCCUCAUCACCUUCCUCCUCGCCGGUAUCGAGUGUCCGCGCGGCUCCAGGAACAUGCCCGGCGGCAUGCAGGUGGCUGAGCCCUUCAGCGACGAGGCCAUGGCCUUCACCAAGGAGCUGGUACUACAGAGAGAGGUGGAGGUGGAAGUAGAGAGUAUGGACAAGGCUGGUAACUUCAUCGGCUGGCUUCACAUCGAGGGGGUCAACCUAUCGGUGGCGCUGGUAGAGAACGCCCUAUCGAAGGUCCACUUCACGGCCGAGCGUAGCUCCUACUACAAGACCCUGGUAUCCGGAGAGGAGGCCUCUCGUCUCAGGAAAGACAAGAUCUGGGCCAACUAUGAGGAGAAGAAGGUGGAGGAGGUGGUGCACGUGAUGGAGGAGAAAGAGCGCACAGCCAACUACAGAGCUGUAUAUGUCACCGAGAUCACGGACACCAUGCACUUCUACACCCAGGACGUGGAGACAGGCACCCAGCUGGAGAACCUGAUGGAGACCAUGAGGGCAGAGAUCGCCGCCCAGCCCCCAGUGGAGGGCUCGUACGCUGCCCGCAGAGGGGACUACUGCAUAGCCAAUUUCUCCGCCGAUGGAGAGUGGUACAGAGCCCGGGUGGAGAAAGUUCAAUCGCCAGCAAAGGUCCAUGUGUUCUACAUCGACUAUGGCAACAGGGAGAUAGUGCCGUCCACGCGCCUGGCUGUCAUUCCCCCGGCCUUCAGCACUCGGACCCUGGCUGCACAAGCCACUGAGUACACCUUCGCCUACAUCCAGGUCCCACAAGAUGAGGAUGCGCGUGCUGACGUGGUGGACAGCCUGGUGCGGGACAUCCAGAACACCCAGUGUCUCCUCAACGUGGAGCACAGCGGCGUCACCUGCCCCCACGUCACACUGCAGUUCGCCGACUCCAAGGACGACGUGGGCCUCAGCCUGGUCAAGGAGGGCAUGGUCAUGGUGGACGUGCGGAAAGAGAAGCACCUGCAGAAAAUGGUGACGGAGUAUCUCAACGGUCAGGAGUCUGCCAAGACUGCCAGGCUCAACAUCUGGCGCUACGGAGACUUCCGUGACGACGACGCAGACGAGUUUGGCUACAAACUAAAAAAAUGAAAAGCGCACGGUGCCAUUCCAAAGACCAACGCGGAAGACGAGAUGCACUCAUUGGACGAGAAAAAGUGACAGAAAACGAUUCAGCGAAAAUAAAACAAAGUAAAGGACAAGCAUUGUCUCUCUCUCUUCCUUUUAUUCCAUGUUCAUCCUCCUGGUCCUCUCUCCUGCUACUCUGCACAUCCCUUCAUCCUCCUCAUCCUCAUCUUCCUGGUCCUCUCUCCUGCUACUCUGCACAUCCCU
Molecule: messenger RNA, 3167 nt
Organism: Oncorhynchus gorbuscha (pink salmon)
Lineage: Eukaryota; Metazoa; Chordata; Actinopteri; Salmoniformes; Salmonidae
Gene: snd1
Product: staphylococcal nuclease and tudor domain containing 1
Exons: 24
Coding region: 39-2927 (962 amino acids)
Biological process (GO): mRNA catabolic process; regulatory ncRNA-mediated gene silencing
Cellular component (GO): cytosol; RISC complex; nucleus
Molecular function (GO): RNA binding; nuclease activity
Source: RefSeq, a predicted model, not a curated record